Salvelinus fontinalis (brook trout) is the source of this 5227-nucleotide messenger RNA. RefSeq names its product histone-lysine N-methyltransferase KMT5B-like. Gene Ontology annotation, molecular function: histone H4K20 methyltransferase activity; protein binding. NCBI's taxonomy places the organism in Eukaryota, Metazoa, Chordata, Actinopteri, Salmoniformes, Salmonidae. The record is from RefSeq and is a predicted model, not a curated record. Bases 570 to 3401 code for a protein of 943 amino acids. The transcript has 12 exons. Gene Ontology annotation, cellular component: nucleus.
GCAGUGCGCAGGCUACUUCAAUUUAUAAAGCGUCGGCUACUGUGGUGUUAUUAAAAAAAAUAAAAAAUUGUUAGCUAAUACAACAGUUAUUAAACUGAAUGUACUCAUGGAUUAAUCUAAGAAACUGCCGUAACAUCAAACAAUGCCAAUUAUCUCGUCGUACAGGAUGGAUCACAUAGUAGUACACACGCAGGAAUAACAAAGUUCUCAACUGAUGGUAUGGAGCAGGGGUUCCCAUACGUUUUCACUCAGGCCUCCCUUCCUGAAUUGGGUAACAUCCCGCACCCCCCUUGUGCGCACCACGUCUAUUUCUAUGGGCAUAAACACUGUUCAUGACUGAUUGUUCACACCCCUCUUGUUGGCGGAGAGCAAAUGUUGCAGGUUUAAAGCUUAUUCCUUGCAAUUCUACACAUGUCAUGUAGUGCAGGUCCAGAAUGCAUAGUGCUCAAUCCCUGUCAGUAUCAAGAUACAAUUCAACUACCCUGGCCUCCUAACCUCCCCUCAUCCUCACUGCUGAUCUUCAAGCACAGACUAGGGUAAAUGCUGCUGGAUCUGGCAUAAUGAGGUAGAUGGGGGAAUCCAAGAACAUGGUGUUGAAUGGCAGGCGGCAUUGCAGCAGAUUCUCCUGUGAUCGAUCCAUAACCUCGACCAGGUCCCUGCGACAGAGCAAGGGCUCCUUAAGAAGUAGGAGAUGUAGUCAACGUGUCAUCAGUUCUACCCUUGAGGCAGAGAGACGUUAUACCCCGUCGUCGGGUAUGACUCCAAAGGAACUCUGUGAGAAUGAUGACUUGACUACAAGCCUUAUUCUGGACCCCUACCUCGGCUUCCAGACCCAUAAGAUGAAUAGCAGGUUUCGACCCAUCAAGGACCGACAAGGACAUUUGAAGGAGGUGCUUGAGUGCUUUAAAAAACAUGACAACCUCGAGAAGGCCUUCCAUGCCUUGACUGCUGGGGACUGGUCAAGACCCCACUUUCACCACAAGACGAAGGCUCAGGGCAAACUCUUCAAAGAGCAUGUUUUUGUUUACCUACGAAUGUUUGCAACUAACAGUGGCUUUGAAAUACUUCCCUGCAAUCGUUAUUCCUCUGAGCAGAAUGGAGCCAAAAUUGUAGCAACAAAAGAGUGGAAAACCAAUGAUAAGAUGGAAUACCUGGUGGGCUGCAUUGCUGAGCUAUCACAGCAUGAGGAAAGCAUUUUACUGCGACAUGGUGAAAAUGACUUCAGUGUGAUGUACUCCACCCGCAAGAACUGUGCUCAACUGUGGCUGGGACCUGCAGCCUUCAUCAACCAUGAUUGCAGGCCAAAUUGCAAGUUUGUUUCCACUGGGCGAGAUACAGCAUGUGUCAAGGUUCUGCGGGAUAUUGAACCUGGGGAAGAGAUCUCCUGUUACUAUGGAGAUGGCUUCUUUGGGGAAAAUAAUGAACUUUGUGAAUGUUACACCUGUGAAAGACGCAGUGCUGGUGCUUUCAAACCGAAGACUGGGCAGUCUACAGCCACUCCUAUAAUCAACAGUAUGUAUGGCCUGAGAGAGACAGACAAACGGCUACAUCGACUUAAGAAAUUAGAAGAUGGCAAAUGCUCUGACAGUCAGUUGGACAGCUCUAAUAUGGAUCCAGACUCUCAGGAAAAUCGUGACACACAUUCAUCAUUAGGGAGGACAGCCUGCUCCAGUGUGACAAGGCUCGGUGACGCAAAAGCCCUAAGCAGGCAAACUCUGUCCAAAAUGCCUAUGCCUACCUCAUCAUUCAAUCAAAGACACUCAAAGAACUCCAACGUGCCAGAGAGACUAAACUCAAAGUCCGUAAAGCCUUUGCACAAGCUAGGAAGGUGUCAGGUAACUGCUCACAGGUUCCCCAUUGAGGUGGAAGCUAUGGGUUUGUGCCUUAAGGACCCCACAGAAUUAGUCAGUAACAGGGUCUCACGAAAGAGUGCGAUGGAUAAGCAAGGACCCAUGCAAGUGCUGGGAACAAGGGGUUGUCUUGUGCACUAUGCUGUGAAGGAACACAAUCAGAACUCAAUGAAAGACGGUAGUAGGUGCCCUGAUGGUGUAGCUUGCACUCACAGAACUCGCAGUUCAACCAGAGCAUCAGUUGGCACACAGGGGUCUGACAGCAUUAAUCUUGAACCAAACUGCGGUGUGGUUAGUAAGACCAAGCCUACAGACCUCGGAGAGUAUGUCACAGAUGGUCACUGGAUAAUCAGCCCAAGCCUGGAUAUCAAGUGUCCAAGUGAGACCUGUCCCAGACAGAGGCAAAUAAUAAAUCAGGAGGAGCAGCACUCUUUCAGACCAGCAUCAUUUCUCCAGGAGGAGAUUCCAGGCCUGCACCAUGCAGCACGUACCCCAGACAUAGCUGAAUGCAGGAAAGAGUUAAAAUGCCUGCCUGAUGGUCGUGAGUACUACAACAAUCUCUCUAAGGGAGACAAGCUUCUCCACCUUGGCAAGGGGAAGAAGAAGCAGCAGAUUACGCGCUAUGAUUCCCAGCUGAUCCUAGCCAACAACAGCUCAGGCAUUCCCAAGUUAACCCUGCGGAGACGAAGGGACAGCGGCAGCAGUAGGAUUGAGCCUGGUGAGUCUGACCCUGUCAAGUCCUCCAGCUCCACAAAGACCAGCAUGAAAUUUGUGAAGAACCAUCACCAUGCAAAGACCAAAAGGAGCUCUUAUGCAGCCAGAUGGAGUAAUGGGACUUUCAGUCCUGUGGACCACAUCCAUUCCUCCAAACAUGGCCUCAGUCCUGUGGACCACAUCCAUUCCUCCAAACAUGGCCUCAGUCCUGUGGACCACAUCCAUUCCUCCAAACAUGGCCUCAGUCCUGUGGAACUCAUCCAUUCCUCCAAACAUGGCCUCAGUCCUGUGGAACUCAUCCAUUCCUCCAAACAUGGCCUCAGUCCUGUGGACCACAUCCAUUCCUCCAAACAUGGCCUCAGUCCUGUGGAACUCAUCCAUUCCUCCAAACAUGGCCUCAGUCCUGUGGACCACAUCCAUUCCUCCAAACAUGGCCUCAGUCCUGUGGAACUCAUCCAUUCCUCCAAACAUGGCCUCAGUCCUGUGGAACACCUUCGCUCUUCCAAACUGAAGAUUCAGCUGCAGCAUGAGUGGGACAGCAGGAGGCUCAGCCAGUAUCGCCAUGGUAGUGCGCCCUUCACAGGUAUAGUAGAGAGGGAGGCAGGGGAGGUCUUUGGGCCCACAGUGGCAACAUUUGGAAUGCACGAUGACACAGAGGAAGACUCAUCCUCUUCAGAAGAAGAGGAUGAAGAUGUAUCUGACCAUGAAGAGUUUGACGAUGAUUUUAUUCCACUUCCACCAACAAAACGCCUCCGGCUCAUUGUUGGCAAAGACUCUAUAGAGAUUGAUAUCGCAUCAAGGAGACGUGAAAAUCAGUCACGAACAGUCAAUGCAUGAGCUCAAUGGGUCUUUAUUUAUGUCAAUAAAAGUAAAAUCACAUGCUGUUGUAAAAUGUUAACUAUUUUUGUACAUGGUGGAACUUGGUUCGUUGUUCAUAUUGUAGAAUGUGUACAUUUUACAUGGCAUACAAUGUGUAAGCAAUUAUUUUUAUAUCUUCAGCUUUAUUUUGUACAAUUGGUAAUUAUAUUUAAAGCAUUUUCUAGUUUGUGUUGGUAAACAUGCUAAAUGUUGCUCCACUGACAUCGCAAGAAUGGAACCUUUUGGGAACACACUGCAAACAAAAUGUGCUUUUGUUAACAUGGCAGCGUAUACAUGCAUAUAAAAUAAUAUGCAUUUUAUAUAUUGUUUUGAGAGCUUUUAAAAGGAACAUAAUUCUUGUUUCUUGCUGGAGGUAUGUGAAAAUGUUUGACUUCCAGUGAUUCCUGGGAGCUGGUCGCUGAUGUUUUAGUCCCGUUGUAAUCACUCAUUCCUUAAUCAAAAUGUGUUGGUGCUUGCAUAAUGAUUAUCUUUGUUAACUUUUUAGUUUGUGCAGAUGUGAUUAUUUUGGAUGUUAUUUUAUUUUUUGAUCACAUUUUUAUUUUUCUAUUAAUUUCACUUAAGUCACUCAAUUCUCAAACUGUAUAAUUUCUCAUUCUUUAUUUAGCAAUCACAAAUUCAGAACUUACUUGGUCUGGCUUAGAUAUUCAAACACUUUUCUCACUUUGAUAUUUUGUUCACCAUUUGAUCAUCAGUUCACCUGAAUGACUUUGUCUGCUGUGUCUGAAUUGGGAAUGGUGUGGUGCAUGUCUCAACUUUUUAAAUUGCUCUUUAUAUACUGGACCAGUCAAAAGUUUGGACACACCUACUCAUUCCAGGGUUUUUAUUUAUUUUAUUUUUAGUGGCUCAAAUAAAUGCUUCACAGAGUUCAAGUAACAGACACAUCUCAACAUCAACUGUUCAGAGGAGACUGCGUGAAUCAUGCUUUCAUGGUCAAAUUGCUGCAAAGAAACCACUACUAAAGGACACCAAUAAAAAGACUUGCUUGGGCCAAGAAACACGAGCAAUAGACAUUAGACCGGUGGAAAUCUGCCCUUUGGUCUGAUGUGUCCAAAUUUGAGAUUUUAAUUCCAACCGCUGUGUCUUUGUGAGACGCAGAGUUUGUGAAGCGAUGAUCUCCGCAUGUGUGGUUCCCACCGUGAAGCAUGGAGGAAGAGGUGUGAUGGCGUGGGGGUUCUUUGCUGGUGACACUGUCAGUGAUUUAUUUAGAAUUCAAGGCACACUUUACCAGCAUGGCUUCCACAGCAUUCUGCAGUGAUACGCCAUCCCAUCUGGUUUGCGCUUAGUGGGACUAUAAUUUGAUUUUCAACAGGACAAUGACCCAACACACCUCCAGGCUAUGUCAGCAUAUGUGGGAAUUCUUUCAAGACUUUUGGAAAAGCAUUCCAUGUGAAGCUGGUUGAGGGAAUGCCAAGCAUGUGCAAAGCUGUCAUCAAGGAAAAGGGUGGCUACUUUGUAGAAUCUAAUUUUGAAUUAACACUUUUUGUUAUUGUUACUACAUUGUUCCAUGUGUGUUAUUCCCUAGUUUUGAUGUCAUCACUAUUAUUCUACAAUGUAGAAAAUAGUUAAAAUAAAGAAAAACCCUUGAAUGAGUAGGUGUGUCCAAACUUUUGACUGGUACUGUAUAUUUUUAUACUAGGUUGAUUUAAAGUCUGUUGUACAACUUUGGACCUGUCACUAAUACUGUUUGCUGUCAUAUGUAGGCUACUGUCUGUAGUCUUGAUUACGCUACCUUUUUGAGUUGCUUGUAUAAUGUUGAGAAUUACAGCUGAAUUUGAUAAAACGUG